AUGUCUUCAACUCGCAAGAAUGUUAUUAUUUGGAUUCUUUCGAUCGCAUCUGGGCUUACUGUAUCACUCGGUCCUAUGGUUACUCCAGGAUUUGGCGAAGUCGCUGCAACAUAUCAUGUCAGCUUCAAUGCUGUGUCAAUAGCUUUGGUAGGGGUUUUAACUUUAGUUACGGGCACAUUCACAUUCUUCACUUCGGCUGCUGCGACAUUGUGGGGAAAACGACCUACGUUUAUCAUAUCCAUGGUUGUCCUGUUGAUGACUUCUGUCUGGGGAUUCUAUGUCACUAGCUUCGUUUCUUUAACGAUGAUGCGGGCAAUUCAAGGUGCAGCUAGUGCUCCAGUAGAAACGCUGGUUACCUCCACAGUGUCCGAUAUCUUUUUUGUUCAUCAACGAGGGCAAAAGCUGGCAAUAUGGGGACUCGCUAUUCUUACAGGUGCACUGUUAGGGCAAGUUAUUUCAGGGCGUACUCAUAUUUUGGAGAAAGAUUCCACAAUGGAGAUUGAAAUUCAGGAGAUGGAGCCCAAGAAAACAUUUGUUGAAACACUUUCUCUGUACAACGGUCGUGUCUCUGACGCAGGCUUUUGGAAAACCGCAAUCAAACCUAUUCCGCUUAUCGUCUUCCCCGCCGUUAUUGUCUGCACCUUUGUUUAUGCAUCAUUUCAAACAUGGCUAAUAUCCUUUUCUCUCCUAUCUGUCAAUAUUUUCUCGGCUCCGCCUUACAAUUUAUCUUCAUCGCAAAUUGGUCUUACAAAUCUUCCCCAAUUUUUCAUGGGGAUUGCCGCAACAAUGUUAGCCGGUUGGACCGCGGAUAAGAUUACUGCAUUCAUGUCUCGUCACAAUAAUGGUGUUUAUGAACCUGAGUUCCGCUUGACUCUGAUGAUACCAGCAGUCAUUCUUUCUACAAUAGGCUUUUUCGGUUUCGGUAUCUCUGUAGAACGAGGACUACCUAUCUAUUGGCCCGUAGCAUUCAUGACGAUUAAUUCUUUGGCUGUGCCCUUCGCGACUUCAGCAAGUUUCACAUAUGUCAUUGAUUGCCAUCCCAGAGAUGCAAAUCAAGCAUUUGUAACAAUCAAUUUCGUCAAGGCGAUUAUGGUGUUCGUCUCCAGCUCUUGUAUAAAUGAGUGGUUGGAGAUGGCUGGGGCGAAAUGCGUCUUUAUUACUAUCGGUUUAAUUAAUGCAGGUAUUUGUAUGCUGGCUUUGCCGAUUUAUGUUUACGGAAAGAGACUUCGAGGCUUGAUUGCUAGAUGUUCAAUGGCUAAGAAACUUUGA
Molecule: messenger RNA, 1269 nt
Organism: Botrytis porri
Lineage: Eukaryota; Fungi; Ascomycota; Leotiomycetes; Helotiales; Sclerotiniaceae
Exons: 7
Coding region: 1-1269 (422 amino acids)
Biological process (GO): transmembrane transport
Molecular function (GO): transmembrane transporter activity
Source: RefSeq, a predicted model, not a curated record